ACCCAAGCACUUUGACUCUUUUCGCUUCACCCCGUGUUCUUUCCGCGACAGGAAGUCGCUCUUCUGCUUUUUCUGCUGGUGUGGUUUUCUGCUCGUGUUCCUGAGGUGUUUGUCCAAGACGGGCCUGACAUCUUGCCGCCCUCGCACCUGCCUGAUGCACUUCCUCCCAGCGUCGGGCCUCAUUUAGGGGCCUCCUCGCGCUCGCACCGCUCUGGUAUGCGACUGAUUUCCUCAAGACAAGGCGCUUGUGCACGGCUUUCCUCCUGGAUUACUUGUGGAGAUUAGUGAUGGGGAAUGCUGCCACGGGGGCCGCCGAGCAGCAGGAGCCAUCAGACGGUCGCUCGGCCAGGAGCUCGGCCUCGUCGGGGAUGAGCGAGCCGACACCCCCGACGCUGCAGAAGAAGCAGCCGUCGACCCCCAAGCUGCCCAUGCCCCCCGAGGGGGAGCUGGAGGAGCGCUUCAACGUGGUCCUGAGCUACAUGAACCUUCCACCUGAUAAACUGCAGCUGUUGAGUCAAUACGACAAUGACAAAAAAUGGGAGCUCGUCUGUGAUCAGGAGCGUUUCCAGGUGAAAAGUCCCCCUUCUACCUACCCUGCAAAGAUCAGGAGCUUCUACCAGGAUCAAGUGGUGGUGGCCCGCAGGAAGAAAAGAGUCCAAGAUGCCACAAAAGUCCUCAAAGAUUUGGAGAUCUCCCUCCGCACAAACCACAUUGGUUGGGCUCAGGAGUUUCUCAAUGAUCAAAACAAAGGUCUGGACGUGUUGGUGGAGUACCUUUCUCAAGCCCAGAGUGAUGUCUCAUUCGACGUGGACACCAGCGAGAACGGCGGCACCCUGCAUGAGCGGACAAGACCCGUCAAUGGAAGGUCCAUCGAAGACCUGACCAAGACCACCACCACCAACACAACCACCACCACUACCGGCUCGCACUCUCACGGGAUGAGCCGAGCCGCGCGAGCGCUCACAGUGAGGAUCAGCUCCACUCUGGGGAACAAGAUGCUGAAGAAAUCUCACUUGCCCAGCCAGAGAGAUGACGUGCACGUGUGCAUUAUGUGCCUCCGAGCCAUCAUGAACUACCAGUCGGGUUUCAACCUGGUGAUGACGCACCCGCGCUGCGUCAACGAGAUCACGCUCAGUCUGAACAGCAGGAAUCACAGGACUAAAGCCCUGGUUCUGGAGCUGCUGGCCGCCGUGUGUCUGGUCAGAGGAGGACAUGACAUCAUCCUGUCGGCGUUCGACAACUUCAGAGAGGUGAGCAGAGAGCGAUGGCGCUUUGAGAAACUGAUGGAGUACUUCGUCAACGACGACAGCAAUAUUGACUUCAUGGUGGCCUGCAUGCAGUUCAUCAACAUUGUGGUCCACUCUGUGGAGAAUAUGAAUUUCCGCGUGCACCUGCAGUAUGAGUUCACUCACCUGGGCUUGGACAAGUAUCUGGACAGCCUGAAAGAAACAGAAAGCGAGAAGCUGCAGGUGCAGAUCCAGGCUUACCUGGACAACGUGCUGGACGUCGGAGCUCUGCUGGAGGACGCCGAGAGUAGAGGAGGCGUUUUUGAGCACGUGGACCAUCUGCAGGACCACAAUGUUCAGCUCAGCGCUCAGCUCCAUGAGAUGGAGACUCAGACUGCGGAGAAGAUUUCGGAACUGGAGACUCAGCUCAUGCAGGCCACCAAGGAGACGGAGCUGCUGAAGGAGAGUCUGAGGGAUUCGUGCUCCCAGGUGAGCUCCCUCCAGCAGAGGGAACGGGAGAAGGAACUGGACAGGGAGCGGGAAAAGGAGCGGGAGCGUCUGAGCGUGGCCGCUCCUCAGGUGGCUUCCGAGCUGGAGCAGAAGAUCCACGAGCUGCAGGAGAGAGGGCUGAUCCGCCUGUCCCGGACCGCCUCUGGGGGCCUGGACAUUCAGGUGGUGCCCAUCACGGUGACAGAUUAUGUUAUGGCACCGGCGCCUCAGCCCACCGCCCCCGUACCCUCAUCCACCCCCUCCCGUCCUGUACUACCUCCUCCACCCCCUCCUUACGGUCCUCCAGCACUUCCAUCGUCUCCUGGUGGAGAGCCACCAUGUCCGCCUCCUCCGCCUGGAGGAGGACCACCACCCCCACCUCAGAAAUUUUCUGCAGGAGAAGGGCCAACACCACCGCCUCCUCCUCUCGUUGCAGCAGUAGGACUACCACCACCGCCACCACCUCCUCCAGCUGCCGCAGGGGGCCCACCGCCUCCUCCACCAGUUGCGGCAGGAGGGCCACCACCAGCUCGCCGAGGAGGACCAGGGCCACCGCCACCUCCACCUCCACCUGGGGUUGGACCACCUCCUCCACCUCCACCUGGACUUGGACCGCCUCCUCCACCCACUCCUGGAGCACCCAACAUUCAGUCUGGGUUAAAGAGCAAAAAGCCCAUUCAGACCAAGUUCAGGAUGCCGCUGUUGAACUGGCAACCUUUGAAACCAAACCAGGUCUCAGGAACCGUUUUCAAUGAGCUGGACGACGAACAACUCCUGGAGGACCUGAACAUGGAGAUGUUUGAGGAACAGUUCAAGACGAAGGCGCAGGGGAACCCGUCAGAUCUGUCCAAAGUCAAGAAGAAGUUGGGGCAAAAAGCCCCCAGCAAGACAUCUUUGAUUGAUGCCAACAAGGCCAAGAACCUGGCCAUCACCUUACGCAAAGGCGGCAUGAGUCCUUCAAACAUCUGCACCGCCAUCGAGAUGUAUGACCAGCAGUCCUUGUCCAUCGACUUCCUGGAGCUGCUGGAACACUUCAUACCCUCCGACUUCGAGAUGAAGCUUCUACUCAACUACGAGAAGGAAGGGCGACCCCUCAACGAGCUGACGGACGAGGACCGCUUCAUUCUGGACUUCGGGAAGAUUCCUCGCCUCAGCCAGCGCAUCAACACGCUCACCUUCAUGGGGAACUUCCCUGAGAGCGUCAAGCGGCUUCAACCGCAACUCAACUCUAUCAUCGCCGCAUCCAUGUCCAUCAAGUCCUCCGCCAAAUUAAGGAAGAUCUUAGAGAUCGUGUUGGCGUUUGGGAACUACAUGAACAGCAGCAAGAGGGGGCCGGCUUACGGAUUUAGACUGCAGAGUCUGGACCUCCUGCUGGAAACAAAGUCUACGGACCGCUCGCAAACGUUGCUCCACUUUAUGACCACCAUCAUUCUCGACAAAUACCCAGACCUGGCCAACUUCUACACGGAGCUACAUUUCGUGGACAAAGCAGCCCUUGUGUCCUUGGACAGCAUCCUGCAGGACAUCCGCUCCCUGGAGCGAGGCAUGGAGAUGACCAAGAAGGAGUUCCUGGUGCAAGACGACAGCCCCGUCUUGAAGGAGUUCAUCAAAAGCAACUGCGAGCAGUUGGAGUCGCUGAUGAAAGACAGCAAGACGGCGCAGGAGGCCUACUUCUCCGUGGUGGAGUACUUCGGAGAGAAUCCCAAAACCACGCAGCCGGCCAUGUUCUUCCCGCUCUUCUCUCGCUUCAUUAAAGCCUACAAGAAAGCCGAGCAAGACAUUGAUCUGAAGAAGAAAAUGGAGAUGGAGAUGAGAGACGGGAGAGAUAGCUCGCCCACCAAGAGUGGAAGUCAAAGGGGUCCUUUGAUGCCUAAAUUGGAUUUCAUAGCCGAGCUGAAGAGGAAGCAGGUACAGCCCGGCGUGCGUGAGGGCAAAGACGGAGCUUUGGAAGACAUCAUCACAGAUCUGAGGAACACGCCAUACCGCCGCACAGACGGACGCCGGCCAGCUCAGCGCCAGGACACCUAGUAAACAUCCCAGGCUGAAAGUACAUAUACAUACUGUAUACACACAAACACACAUAUAUGUAUGUAU
Messenger RNA from Nerophis lumbriciformis (worm pipefish), 3809 nucleotides. It is a transcript of the gene fmnl1a, whose product is annotated as formin-like 1a. NCBI's taxonomy places the organism in Eukaryota, Metazoa, Chordata, Actinopteri, Syngnathiformes, Syngnathidae. The record is from RefSeq and is a predicted model, not a curated record. Gene Ontology annotation, biological process: regulation of cell shape; cell migration; cortical actin cytoskeleton organization. Gene Ontology annotation, cellular component: cytosol. Gene Ontology annotation, molecular function: small GTPase binding; actin filament binding.